UACUAUUUUCUCAUCAAGUCAAUGAUAAUUAUUGGUCUUCCUCUUUCUCUUGUUCAUUCACCAAAGCAGUGAGUUUAGUGGUUUUGGUUUCUUUCGGAAAGUUUGAGCAAAGAUGGGAGGCUGUAUAUCACUAGAUAUACCAUGUGAUCAAGCCCUGAAUCAAACCUGCAGCUGCUUAUUUGGUGAUAGAAAUUACAUUCACAUGAUGAAGGCUAAUCUUGGCGCUCUGGAGACAGCUAUGCAAAAACUUAGAGAAAGUCGAGAUGAUCUGUUAACAAGAGUUUCCAUUGAAGAAGAUAAAGGUUUGGUACGGCUUGCUCAAGUAGAAGGAUGGUUGUCAAGGGUAGCAAGUAUUGACUCUCAGGUCAGUGAUCUCCUUAAGGAUAAACCAACUGAAACGAAAAGAUUGUGUGUUUUUAGAUAUUGUUCAACAAAGUGCAUAUCAAGUUGUGAGUAUGGUAAAAAGGUAUCGAAGAAGUUGAAAGAAGUUAAUGAGCUUAAAUCUGAAGGAGAUUUUAAAGAUGUGGCCGGAAAAAGGCGUGCAGCAAAGGUGGAGACGAAACGUAUCCAAACAACAGUAGGUUUGGAUUCGAUGGUUGAAAAGGCAUGGAACAGCAUCAUGAAACCUGAACGAAGAACGUUAGGUAUCUAUGGCAUGGGGGGAGUUGGAAAAACAACCCUCUUAACCCAUAUCAACAACAAAUUGGAGAAAGAGGUGAAUGGAUUUGAUGUUGUGAUAUGGGUUGUGGUCUCUAAAGAUUUGCAAUACAAGGGCAUUCAGGAUCAGAUUCUACGAAGAUUACGUGCUGACCAAGAAUGGGAAGGGGAAAGAGAGGAUGGGAAAGCAUCUUCCAUAGACGAUAUCCUAGGAAGAAAGAAAUUUGUUCUGCUCUUAGAUGAUCUGUGGAGCGCGGUAGAUUUGAACAAGAUUGGAGUUCCACGUCCAACUCAAGAAAAUGGAUCGAAGAUAGUUUUCACCACUCGUAAAAAGGAAGUUUGCAGACACAUGAGAGCUGAUGAUAAGUUGCAAAUUGAUUGUUUGCCAGCGAAUGAAGCGUGGGAACUGUUUCGAAGUAUAGUUGGAGAAGACACAUUAAAGCUGCAUCAGGAUAUUCCCGCACUUGCAAAGCAAAUUUGUGAAAAAUGUUAUGGCUUGCCACUUGCACUCAAUGUGAUUGGCAAAGCUAUGUCAUGUAAAAAGGAUGUACAUGAAUGGCGUCACGCAAACAAGGUUCUCAAAACGUCGAGCCACGAGUUUCCAGGUAUGGAAGAAAAGAUUCUUUCAGUUUUGAAGUUCAGCUAUGAUGGUUUAAAGGAUGAAAAGGUGAAAUCAUGCUUCCUAUACUGUUCUUUGUUCCCGGAAGAUUAUGAAAUAAAGAAGGAGGAGUUGAUAGAGUAUUGGAUCAGCGAAGGAUUUAUAAAGGGAGAGAGAGAUGAAGAUGGAAGUAACAACGAAGGUUAUGAUAUAAUUGGUUCGUUAGUUCGUGCGCAUCUAUUGAUGGAGUGCGAUACUAAAUCUUUUUUCCAAUUUGGAUUCAUACCUGCGGUGAAAAUGCAUGAUGUGUUACGUGAAAUGGCUCUUUGGAUAGGAAAAGAGGAAGAAAAGCAGUGCGUCAAAUCCGGGGGGAAGCUAUGCCGUAUACCAGAGGACAUCAACUGGUCAGUUUUGAGAAGGAUCUCGUUGAUGAGUAAUCAAAUUGAAGAGAUAUCCUGCUGCCCUGAGUGCCCCAACCUUUCGACUCUAUUUCUCCGCGAUAACAAGUUGGAGGAGGGUAUACCAGGUAAAUUCUUUCAGUUUAUGCCAGCCCUUGUCGUCUUGGAUCUUUCGCGUAACCGCACUCUUAGGGAAUUGCCGGAAGAAAUUUGCAGCUUGAUUUCCUUGCAAUACCUCAAUUUAUCACGCACAUGUAUAAGUUCGUUACCAGUUUGUUUGAAGGGGUUGAGGAAACUAAUAAGCCUGGACCUGGAGUUUAGCAGGCUUAAAAGCAUUGAUGGGAUAGGAACAAGCUUACCAAAUCUUCAGGUGUUGAAACUAUAUUUUUCUAGUGUUUUUAUUGAUGCAAGAUCAAUUGAAGUGCUACAACUUUUAGAGCACUUGAAAAUUUUAACAGGAAACGUGAAAGAUGCUUUAAUGUUGGAAAGUAUCCAAAGAGUUGAGCGAUUGGCCAGUUGUGUUCAAUGCCUUUGGAUUUCCGAAAUGUCCGCAGAGGUUUUAACAUUAAACACAGUAGCUCUGGAUGGUCUUCGAAAACUUGAUAUUGAGUCUUCCAAAAUCUCAGAGAUAAAGAUAGAUUGGAAAAGCAAAGAGAAAGAAGAUCUUCUAUGCAACAGUUCUCCAUACUUCAAGCACCUCUCACGUAUUGCUAUAUUUGGUUUGGAAGGUCCAAAAGAAUUGAGCUGGUUAUUGUUUGCUCCAAAUCUCAAGCAUCUAGAAGUGUCAAUUUCAGGAAGCAUAGAAGAAUUAAUAAAUAAGGAGAAGGGAAUGAGUUUUAGAAAUGUGCAUCCUGAGAUGACAGUUCCCUUUCCGAAGCUAGAAUCCCUAGAUUUAAGUUAUUUGCCGGGUCUAAAGAGAAUAUGCUCAAGUCCUCCUGCUCUUCCACACCUGAAAAAUAUUAUUGUCAAAGACUGCCCAAACCUACCCAAAGCUGCCAUGAAGUUUCCGAGGCACGAAUAGGAAUGAUGAAGUUGAUGAAUGAGGCUCCGAAAGCCCCAUUACAUAUGUCAUAUGUGUGUGAGUGUAUCCUCUCAGUUUCUUAAACUUGGUUUUGGUUUUAUUGUUCUGCUUUUGCUUGAAUGUCAUUGUUGUAUUUCUCAAAGCUGUAAACUUUUCAUUGUUGCAUUUCCACUUCUCUCCAGUUUGUAACCAUUUGAUACAUUUUCCUCAAAGCUUUCACUUGUGUGUGUGUUCCAGUU
Messenger RNA from Brassica napus (rape), 2913 nucleotides. RefSeq names its product probable disease resistance protein At1g15890. Bases 113 to 2674 code for a protein of 853 amino acids. The transcript has a single exon. The record is from RefSeq and is a predicted model, not a curated record. Lineage: Eukaryota; Viridiplantae; Streptophyta; Magnoliopsida; Brassicales; Brassicaceae. Gene Ontology annotation, molecular function: ADP binding; protein binding; ATP hydrolysis activity.